AUGGCCGCUAACCGCGGCCACGAGCUGCUGGGGGUCAAUAUUGCAUUCUUUAUCGUGGCGUCUUGCACCGUCUUGUUGAGAUGCUAUACUCGCGUCUUCAUCUCGAAAUGUUUCGGCACUGAUGACUGGCUCAUGGCCCUCGCCAAUGUAUUCUUCUUGGGCUAUGUGAUUUGCUCCAACUUGGGAAUCAAUCACGGAACAGGACAGCACCGCGACGAUUUAACACCCGAGAACUACGCGAUUGCGAAAAGAUACUGGUUCUUCUGCUACAUCUUUUUCGGCUUGACCAUGAUGUCGGCGAAGCUCUCAUUUGGCUGCCUGUUGCUGCGCAUAGUCUGCAUCCAAUACCACAAAUGGAUAAUCUACUUUACCUCAUUCUGCGUGGUUGUCGCCGGGAUAACCUAUUUUUUUGUUACAGUGUUCCAGUGCCAGCCCGUGGCGCACUACUGGAACGACGCGAUACCCGGCCACUGCCUACCGAUACACAUAUACGUCGCGUUGGGAUACCUGUACAGCGCCUUUAGCGUUCUCACAGACUUUGUAUUUGCGCUCUUGCCAGCCUUUAUUAUCUGGCACCUACAGUUGAGAACCGAUAUCCGAUGGGUGUUGAUAUUCUUGAUGGGCUUGGGCUGCGUGGCGAGCACUGCGGUCUUAGUACGCGUAGCCUAUCUUCAUACCUUUUACGAUGAAGAUUUUCUGUGGGCGACGAUGGACAUUGCCAUCUGGUCAACGAUUGAGAUGGGACUGGCGCUUACUGCUGCCAGCUUUUCCACUCUCCGACCGCUGGCACGAUCUCUUGGCCUCAAUAUCGGGCUUUCUGCCUACGCCUCGGCCGGAAGCGAAGACGCGCAAAACGAGCUGCGCCGGUCAGCGCCGCCAAAUGCCUACCAUCGACGGAGUCAACUAGGCAUACCCGUUCACAACGCGUCCGGGACGUCGCAAGAUACGCUCAACGCAAGCCACACGCGCGACGAGUCACACAGCUCGCAAGCAACUACCGACAACUAUGCUGCCCCCAGGCUUGACCGUGUACGGUGGUCAGCCAACGUAAAGGCCGACUCAAAGCACGCCGGGGGCAGUGUAGAGCUCUCAACAACGGAUAAGACAAUGGACAAAACGAUGGACCACAGCACAUGGAGGAAUGGCGAGAAACUCGACGCAGUGCAUCUCACUGCAGCGGAACUACCUUGA
Beauveria bassiana ARSEF 2860 is the source of this 1191-nucleotide messenger RNA. RefSeq names its product integral membrane protein, putative. Lineage: Eukaryota; Fungi; Ascomycota; Sordariomycetes; Hypocreales; Cordycipitaceae. The record is from RefSeq and is a predicted model, not a curated record. The coding region runs from base 1 to 1191 and encodes 396 amino acids. The transcript has 5 exons.